UCACGCUCCGCGGAACGGGCCACUGAAUGAAGAAUUUGGAGUUCAGCCCCGGGCCUCGAUGGAAUUCAGGAUCAUUCUGAUCCUGAGCAUGGCCAUCACUGUACACGCCCAGACAGCCGAAAUCGAGGUGGGGACAGUCGGAAGUCGUCCAGGCGCCAGCGAGGUCAAUGACAGCGACGACGAGGGGACGUACAGCCUCGACAUCGAGGAGCAGGAUGUCACCGCCCUUCAGAAUGACAUCACUGUGUGGGUCAGCUGGUCGGGCAAUGCCACAGACGCGAGGGCCGACGUGACGGCGCUGUCAUCGGACCGUGCUGAAGUGACACCGGACGGCGCUCGGGCCGAGACGGUGGACAGCGAGCUGACCGUGGAGCUGACCGUAGAGCUGGUCCACCUGGCGUCAGCCGAGACGGUGGACGCGGCGCCAGUGGGACCGGGGCCGGGGGCGUGGCGCGUGACGUUCCCGUGUGGAACCGUGCAGCAGGGCGCCGGCCGCGUCACCGACCGCCACCCGCUCAAGCACUUCUACGAGCGCGGUCACGACCUGCGGCUCGGCUGCGAGCGGCUCGAGCGGCAGGCGUUCUUCCAGCUGCAGCUGGUGGCCAAUGUCACCGACAAACCGCUCGUGGCCUGGAGCAACGUGAUGCGUGUGCGCUGGAGCCGCCGCUUUCGGCUGAAGGUGCGCGGUGAGAACGGCGGCAGUGUGUUCCCCUGCCGCGCCGGCGUCGAGGUCUACUUCGGCCGGCCGCGCUGCGCUGGUGGCGGCGACCGGCUGCGGCUCUCGGGUGUCGAGCGGGCGGACGUAGCGUCGGCGGCGCCGCCCACCAUCGAGCGCUAUGUCGGCGAGCGGCGCGUCUCCGGCGAGAGCAGCGCCGUGUCGUUCGAGUGCGCUGACUUCUCCGAACGCUUCGUGCGCUACUGCGUGUCGUACAUGGCGUUCGGCUGGUCGGGCGCCGUGUACCUGGUGCGGAAGGUCUGCAUCCCGACGCAGGCGGCCACGCUGGUGACAGACGGUGGUUUCGGUCCGUGGUCUGCGUGGUCUCCGUGUGAAGGCAGCUGUGGUGCAUCCAGUCGCGUCAGAUACAGAUUCUGCAACUCGCCCCAACCGCGAAACAACGGGGCCUUCUGCCAGGGCGAGACGACUCAGUCGCGGCCGUGCCGGCUGCCUCCUACGUGCCGCUGUGGCUGUGACGUGCUACUGUCGCGCGGCCAGAACUACACCCUGGCCGCCUCGGCCCACCACUGCCGCGGCACCAGCUUCUGGCGAUUCGAGACGUCCGACGGCAGCGUGCUCCAGUUGCGCUUCUCCUACUUCCGGCUGAACGGCAGCGCCGAACGGCUGCGGGCGCGGGACGGCGCCUUCUCCAACUCGGAGCUGCUGAUGGACGCGUCGGGCGCGGCCCGGCCGCCGGCGGCACUAACCUCGGCCGGCUGCCUGCUGCUGCAGUACAGCGGCGUCGAGGCGCCCACGGACCCCGGCGGCGGCUUCCUGGCUUCGGUGACGGCCGUCGCCUCGAACGGUAGCAGCACGGCGCGGCUGGCGGCGGCCAGCGCUCCACCGGCCGUCAACGGCGUCGGCGUCCUCGCUAUCUGCUUCCUGUCUGUGAUAAUGACGGUGGUGAUCGCUGCUGGCUCCUACCAAGCUUGGAAGGCGCGCAGGCUGGCCGCCACGGCUGCCAGCAUGGAGUCCCUGUACAGCAGAAGCGGCGGCGGCGGCGGCGGCGGGGACGCGGUCUGCUCGCUCUGCACCUCCGUCACGAGUGUGGCCGAGUCUGCCGUGGUGUUACGGCUGCGGCGACGGCCGUCCAAGCGAAGCAAGGAGCUGGAGAACCGACGCCGCCUGCUUGUGCGCUCCGACACGGACGAGACACUAAAGCCGGCCGACUCGGCGUCGGGACUAAGCGCUGCUUCCACGGUCGCGGAGCUGGAGCUGGAUUACUACGACUAUGAUGUCGCUAACGCCAGCCAGGCGCCCGGGUCCUACUUCGGUAUGGACCCGCUGCAGCUUAGUCUCUGCGCGUACGACUAUGACGCCACACCCACCGAGGACCUGGAGAUGACUGAGCUAAGUGAGGCCGAGCCGCGCUCACAGGUCACCGAGGUCACCGAGGUCACUGAGAUCACCGAGGUCGCCAGGGGGACAGACGCUGAUGGCAUAUUGUUCGCUGAUGACACCGAUGAAGAGGGCAGUAUACAGGAGGACAAGGACUGA
Molecule: messenger RNA, 2212 nt
Organism: Pollicipes pollicipes
Lineage: Eukaryota; Metazoa; Arthropoda; Thecostraca; Pollicipedomorpha; Pollicipedidae
Gene: gogo
Product: thrombospondin-1 like protein golden goal
Exons: 12
Coding region: 59-2212 (717 amino acids)
Cellular component (GO): cell periphery
Source: RefSeq, a predicted model, not a curated record